AUGGGCGAACAGGAAGGUGCCACGAACGAGCAGAUUCAGUCCCUCCCGCAGUUCAAGUUCCGCCGGCGAGGCUCUCCGCCAAGCAGCAGCCGCCCGCUCACCGCGUCCGCCGCCCUUUCCGCCAUCACGGAGGCGCUAGGCGUUGCGACCACCAGCAGCAGCACCACCACCAACGCCAGCAGCAGUAGUGGGCUAAAUAGCAGUGCGGCGAAGGGUAGCAGCUGUGAUGAUGGAAACAGCAGUGGUGAUACGGGGGGCAGCAGUGGAAAGGGAACGGCCAGUGCGGGUGCCGAGGGGAGGGAUGAGGUUCGGGUGACGAUCGACGAGCCGGCAGGGGGCGUUAUGACGCAAGUGGGAGGGUCGAGCCAGCCGCCGCGGGAGAGAGAAGUGGCAGACGAUGAUGCGCUCCUCCCAGUUGUGAUGCACAGUUGUCCGCCUUUUCUCUCUUCCCAGAAUCGCCGCAUCUGCCUGGGAGCACAUGGGGACGCAGUGCUGGUGCUGCUCAGACCCAUUACCCUUCCCCUCAUGUUUUCCUCAUCCUCUCCCUUCUCAUCCUCCCAUCCCUCCCAUCUUCCCAUCCUCUCAUCCUCGCAGGAGUGCUGCAUCUGCCUGGGGCCAUACGAGGACGCAGUGCUGCUGAGGGAGCUGCCCUGCUCACACCACUUCCAACUCCGCCUGCGUUGA
Messenger RNA from Closterium sp. NIES-65, 684 nucleotides. Lineage: Eukaryota; Viridiplantae; Streptophyta; Zygnematophyceae; Desmidiales; Closteriaceae. The record is from the annotation of a GenBank genome assembly.